AUGUCAAAACUGGUCAUAUCAACAUCAGUCUUUCAGUCCCAAGUAGCAGACUUACUACCAUGCAACAACCGCCAAAAAUCGCAACUGACACAUUCGCUAUUAAACGCGUAUAGUCUUCUUCCACACUUUGAUGAAGUAUUAACAUUCCCAUACGUUAAAAAGAAUGAACUACUUGAGUUCCAUUCCAAAGCGUAUAUCAAUUUAUUAAUUAAUGAGAAACUCAAUAGAAUAUUGCCUCAAGAUAUCGACGAUCCCGUAGUGGAGUCUAAAUGGUGUGAGUUGGUUGAAUUGACAACGAAUUGGAAGGAAAAAGUCAAUCGGAACUUAGUAGAAGGGUUUCAGAGGUUCACUUCAAGAGAUGAUCUCUAUGGUUAUUACAAGAGUCAGUUAAAAGCUUUUAAUGACGACGAAGACGACAUUAGUUUUAAUGAGAUGGAUUCAGAUGAAGAAGGGAGCACAAAAGACCAUUAUUUCCUCGAGCUUGAAAAAAGAGAGUACAACCUGGAGGGUGAUUGCCCAAUUUUCUCUUACCUUCCCAUGUACUGCCAGGUCAUAACAGGAGCCACUUUAAAUUUGCUGGAUCAUCUCUCGCUCACAGAACGCCUUAUUGGUAUAAAUUGGGAUGGUGGAAGACACCAUGCCUUUAAACAGAAAGCAAACGGAUUUUGUUAUAUAAAUGACGUGGUAUUGCUAAUUCAACGGUUGAGGAAACUGAAAUUGAGCAAAAUCACAUAUCUUGAUUUCGAUCUACAUCAUGGGGAUGGCGUAGAAAAGGCUUUUCAAUAUUCAAAACAAAUACAGACAAUUUCUGUACAUCUUUACGAGCCUGGAUUUUUUCCUGGAACUGGUUCUUUGAAUGAUUCACUAAACGGUAAGAAUACUGUUAACAUUCCAUUGAAGCAUGGUUGCGAUGACAGUUAUUUGAACUUGGUCGCAUCCAAAAUCAUACAUCCUCUAAUAGAAAGGCAUGAUCCUAAGGUAAUAAUAAUUGAAUGUGGCGGUGAUGGGCUUUUAGGUGAUAAAUUCAAUGAAUGGCAACUAACGAUACGAGGUCUUUCUCAGACAAUCGUAAAUAUAAUGAAAUCGUAUCCGCAAGCGCACAUGUUUCUACUUGGAGGAGGUGGAUACAACGAUUUAUUAAUGAGUAGGUUCUACACGUACUUGACUUGGUGCGUUACCAAGGAAUUUUCCAUUGCAAGAGRAGGUGAGGAGGACAAAAGCCAAGAUAAUCCAUUCACUACUCGUUAUGAUGAUGAUUCAGAACAAUUCAUAAGGGAGCAUGAACUGGUUGAGAUGUACAAUGAAGAGAACUAUCAGUACUGGAUAUAUGAGAUGGAAGGUAGUUCGCGUAUGAAAACGUUAAGAAAUGACAACAAGGUUGAACAUAUAGUUGAACUAAUGGAUUUUUAUAAAUUGUGA
Messenger RNA from Saccharomyces eubayanus, 1419 nucleotides. It is a transcript of the gene HOS1, whose product is annotated as histone deacetylase. Lineage: Eukaryota; Fungi; Ascomycota; Saccharomycetes; Saccharomycetales; Saccharomycetaceae. The record is from RefSeq and is a predicted model, not a curated record. Bases 1 to 1419 code for a protein of 472 amino acids. The transcript has a single exon.